Penicillium malachiteum is the source of this 942-nucleotide messenger RNA. RefSeq lists its product as uncharacterized. Gene Ontology annotation, molecular function: 4 iron, 4 sulfur cluster binding; aconitate hydratase activity. The transcript has 3 exons. The record is from RefSeq and is a predicted model, not a curated record. Lineage: Eukaryota; Fungi; Ascomycota; Eurotiomycetes; Eurotiales; Aspergillaceae. The coding region runs from base 1 to 942 and encodes 313 amino acids. Gene Ontology annotation, cellular component: mitochondrion; cytosol.
AUGCCACUCCUGAUAUCGCCAGGCAGUCUUCAAACCCGCGAGACCUUAAACGAGGCUGGAAUUUUGCCGGUAUUUGAGAAACUCGGAGCUACGAUGUUGCUGAAUGCCUGCGGUCCAUGCUGCGGAUCUUGGGAUCGAGUCGAUAUGCCCAAGGGUACCCCUAACUCAAUUAUCACAUCAUAUAACCGAAAUUUCUCCGGUCGCUUGGACUCUAACCCGGCUACCAAUGUAUUCCUCGCGUCACCUGAGGUUGUCAUGGCCAAAGUCUUCUCAGAAGAUUUAGCGUUUGACCCAUGUGUUGAUAGUUUGCCUACUCCCACAGGUGGAGAGUUCCGAUUUCAGCUCCCAACUGGCGAUACACUCCCAGUCAACGGGUACCUUGACUCCGACAUUGCGUAUAAGGCACCCCCGACUGACAGAAAGGACGUGGAGAUCAAAGGAAAAUGCACAACGGAUCAUAUUACCCCCGCUGGCCCCUGGUUUAGAUUUCGAGGGCAUUUGGAGAACAUUUCCAACAACACCUUGAUUGGAGCUGUGAAUGCCGAGAGAGACAAAGUCAACAGUGUGCGUAACCAACUCAUCCACGAGGAUGGCGAUGUACCUGGUACUGCACGUUACUAUAAGGCUCAUGACCAACCCUGGGUUGUGAUUGCUGACCACAACUAUGGUGAGGGCUCAUCGCGAGAACACGCUGCCUUACAGCCCCGCUAUCUUGGAGGAAAAGCUAUUAUCACGAGGUCUUUUGCACGAAUUCACGAGUCCAAUUUGAAGAAGCAGGGAACGCUUGCGCUCAUUUUUGCCGAUGAGGCGGACUACGAUCGAAUCCGUACCUCGGAUCGAGUUAGCAUCUUGGGAUUAUCGGAUCUCACACCGGGGAGCCCCCUGAAACUGUCGGUGAAUGGAGAAUGGGAAGCUCAACUGAGGCAUACCUUCACUCCUUAG